Messenger RNA from Ruditapes philippinarum (Manila clam), 576 nucleotides. Its product is annotated as notchless protein homolog 1-like. Lineage: Eukaryota; Metazoa; Mollusca; Bivalvia; Venerida; Veneridae. The transcript is spliced from 4 exons. Gene Ontology annotation, molecular function: protein binding. Gene Ontology annotation, cellular component: nucleolus. The record is from RefSeq and is a predicted model, not a curated record. Gene Ontology annotation, biological process: ribosomal large subunit assembly; Notch signaling pathway. The coding region runs from base 1 to 297 and encodes 98 amino acids.
AUGGUGCAAGGGAAAUUUCUAGCAUCUUCCUACAAUGUUUUAAACUAUUUCAGGUUCAUCACUACAUUACGUGGCCAUGUUAGUCGUGUAUAUCAGGUGUCAUGGUCGGCUGAUAGCAGAUUGUUGUGUAGUGGCAGCUCUGAUUCUACGCUGAAAGUUUGGGACUUGAAAACGAAAAAACUUCUUUUUGAUUUACCCGGCCAUGCUGAUGAGGUUUAUGCUGUUGACUGGAGUCCAGAUGGUCAAAGAGUGGUCAGUGGUGGCAAGGACAAGGUUUUGAAAAUUUGGAGAAAAUGAGGUGACAAUUACAGGUGUAAUUAGGAAAACUUGGCAUACAAAACAUCUUACUCAGUGCUUGCAUAUGAUGGACCAUGGGAAAUUUGUGAUACCAAGAAAUUAAGACAUUAACACCGGUCCUGGAAAAGAUUUAUGUAACAAAAAGUUCUACAGAUGCUUGAACAAAAAAUAAAUAUUUCUUGUCCCAGAUGGAUGCAAGAAUUUCACAUGUUUACUGAUAUUUGUCAUUUUAAAUGACAUUUUUAUUGAAUAAAAUAAAAUCGUAUUAGGAAAUAACAA